AUGCCAAUAAGGUCUUGCAAUGCCAAUGGUGAGAUUACACCUAAUUUUGCAAGUAUCAUAACGGAAUCAACUGGCCUGAUUAAAGGUACCGUUUCACCCGGAGAUGUUUUGAUUUCCUAUUCAAAUAUAAUUAAUUUAGAGCUAUACCUUCAAGGAAUUUUACCAAACGAAGUUUUCAAAUAUUAUCAUCCUGAAACAAUAAUAACAGAUUGUAUAAUUACACAGCUGAUACCAGUGUUCAAAAAUUUAGACCCUGAAAUAGGUAUCAAUUUAAGAAAUUUCCAUAUACAAGUUUCUAAAAUUAGCAAUAUUUCAGAUUUUAUUGUCUAUUGUUUCAAUCGAGAGGACCAUGAAUUCAAUGUAAAUCAAACAGAGGACACUUUUGUCAACAAUAAAUGUAAAUGUGUUAGUUUAUCACGGCUUUUGCAUAUUGCACAGAUAGUGUAUCAGAAGCAACACCCUGAACUUGUCAAAAAGAAAAAUCUCCCUAACUUGUUGAACAAUCAGAAGUACAACACGUUCAUUCUAGCUGACCCAAAUAUGGAGGCUUUGAAUAAUGCAGAUCUGUUGUCAAUCCCAGUGGUAGAUGAAUCCGCUUCUUUGAAAAGGGAUGAUGAACUGUGUUCCAAGUAUGACAUUAGUGUGUUUAACAAUUGGGAUUCCAACUAUCUUUAUAGAGAACGACUUGAAAUUUCAAAAAUGUCUACGGCAACUCCAUUGUCAAAGAGCUUAUGGAUGGGAAACAUAACAGACUAUGAAUGUUUACAAAUACAGCUAAGCAAUGGAAAACAUAUCGAGGUUGCAUCAACACAGGAAGUGCAGACAAUGCUAAAGAACCAGUCAGAAUCACCUCUCUACUGCAACGCAGAAAAUACCAUAGUACGACUCACAAAACAUGAUUUUGAAGGAGUAACGAAUUCUGAGGUAUCUGACAAAAUGCUGAUAACUUUUCCACUGAUUGUUUGGAAAUUUUAUAUCAAAUGUGUUGAAGGUGCUCGGAUUCCUACGUUGGACCAAUUGAGACUGAUUUAUGACAAUUUUUCUGAUUGCGAUUUUGUUAAUAUAGAGUUCCCACCAUCAGGCUCAUUAUCACUGGCUGAUAUGUCUGACGAUGAUAUUUUAUCAAUUGUGAAUAUUUGCAAGUUCUGCUAUUACAUCUGUGAUGAUAAUUUUCCCGGGCUUAUAUAUUGUUCAGAUGGAUACACUGAAUCAUCUUUGUUAUUUUUGUGCUACCUCAUGUAUUCUGAAGAUAUCUGUUUGGACGAAGCAAUUUUGAAGUUACAUAUGGAUUAUGGUAGGCCAUUUUUCAUAUUCAAGACAGACUAUAUACUACUUUCAAAAUUAGAGACUAUAAUGAACAAAUUCUCCCCCUUGAAAACUCCUGGAGAAACAAAGGAAAAAUUCCUUUUUGAAGAAAACUCAAAGUCGAUAAGAUCGUCACUUCUUAUGCCAAAGAGGAAAACGUCUGUUGGCCAAGUUGGAAGCUAUAGUGGAACUAACAACUUUGGAAAUACAGGGAUUCAUAAUGCAUCUUCUUUUGUUACUAGUACAGGUUAUCAUGUGGUGCAAUAUAGAGGGAACCAAAACAUACAAUCAAACCAAAUUAGAUCAAAUCACAGCCUUUUCAACCAAAACAACGUCUCAUCAACCGCUGAUCGAAAGAAAAAAGUUUCGGCAAAGGUGAAGCCUGAGAUUGAUGGAUGUUUUGCAGAAGUUCACGGUUCUUUGCCUUCGAGAAUUUUGAAACACCUGUAUCUCGGUUCAUUAACACAUGCAAGUUCCAUCCCCUUGUUAUCACGAUUGAAAAUUGAUUAUAUAGUAAGUGUGGGGGAGAGAGUUUCCUGGUGUGAAUUAUUCAAGCACCAGAAAGAGGUUCAUAAAUCUGGUAGUGAAAUAAUCACUUUUGUCGAAGGACAAGUGGAUGAAAAUAGCGGAUACGAGUUGAAUGUCAAAAAAAUGCUCAUAUUGCCUAAUAUCAAUGAUGACGGAAUCGGAACCCUUAUAACAACCAUAGAUCAUACUCUUGAUUUUAUCAACGAUUGUUACGAGAAUAAUGGGAGAGCAUUAGUACAUUGUCAAGUUGGUGUUUCCAGAUCUGCUACAGUGUGUAUCGGUGAAGUGAUGAAGCGGCUAAAGUUGAGUCUUGCUCGUGCUUAUAUGUAUGUGCGAGUACGUCGUCUUAAUGUUAUAAUCCAGCCCAAUUUGAAAUUGAUGUAUGAGUUGUUCAAGUGGGAGGAAUACCUGCUGGCUAAGAAGCCUUCAAAAUGGAAGAAAAUUAAUAUUGGCAUCAGUAGCAGCAAUGGUUGUGGAGUGAGCGCAGGGUUCUGGACCAAUACUACGAAGAUGAAAUACAUUGGUUCCAUCUGUGAGGAGCCUGAGCAAGACUUUGUGAUUGAGUCCGAGGAGGAAGACGAAGUGGACGAUAAUAGCCAAAUGGUUAAACUUGAUUUUAACAGUAGUAUUGUGAAAUACGAAGAUAGUCCGAGAUACAAAUACGUUGAGGAAAAAGAGUAUGAUAUUGUGAGUAACAGCCGGGGGUCAAUGAGAGAGGUUGAUUGGUACAUUCUGUGCCGAGAAAUAUACAACCUGAACAGGGCAUACAUAAAGACCAAUUGA
Pichia membranifaciens NRRL Y-2026 is the source of this 2616-nucleotide messenger RNA. RefSeq lists its product as hypothetical. Gene Ontology annotation, biological process: nuclear DNA replication; protein dephosphorylation. Lineage: Eukaryota; Fungi; Ascomycota; Pichiomycetes; Pichiales; Pichiaceae. The record is from RefSeq and is a predicted model, not a curated record. Gene Ontology annotation, molecular function: protein tyrosine/serine/threonine phosphatase activity. The transcript has 2 exons. Bases 1 to 2616 code for a protein of 871 amino acids.